AUGAAAUAUGGAGCACUAUCCCAUGAGUUCGGAGGAGUUGAUCCAAGUUUGGACCCCAGGAAGAAUGGGAAAACGAGCAUUUUCCUCGCAGUGACUGUGCCCUUUGAGCACAGAAAUGUCAUUCUCGUUCGUAAGGUGCAGACACAUGAUCAUGACCCUGGUCUUGGGAGAUCCAUUGCACCAGGAAUAAAUAAUAGGAUCUAUUAUAUCAUUUUGACAAGUUCUUGA
Molecule: messenger RNA, 228 nt
Organism: Sclerotinia sclerotiorum 1980 UF-70
Lineage: Eukaryota; Fungi; Ascomycota; Leotiomycetes; Helotiales; Sclerotiniaceae
Exons: 3
Coding region: 1-228 (75 amino acids)
Source: RefSeq, a predicted model, not a curated record